UGGUCGGGGUCACAGGCCAGGUUCAGCAGGUAGCAAGCAGCGUAGUACAGAGGGUCAGGCAGAGGGAUGGUCAGGGUCACAAGCCAGGGAUCAGAACAGGGAUGGUCAGGAGCGAGCCGGGAUCAGAGCAGGAGAAGUCAGCAGUGGGUUCAGAAACAGGAUGCAGGACAGAAACAGGAUACAGGGCCCAGGACAAACACAACACCAAGGCAGAGUCUGCAAGUCUGGCCAUCCCUUAAAUACACCAGUAUCAUCAGUUCCAGGUGUUAGCUGGCUGAAAGGUUGAGUCUCUGAUUGCUGGGAGCACCCGCUGGCCAGCCCUGGUACUGCAGAUCAAAAGGCAGGUGAGUCCCACCAUUGCUGGCCAGUCCAUUCCUGACACCACCCCAUCAUCGAUAUGUCAGUAAGAUUUAAAUAAAAUCUUUCUGCUUUCAUUACAUAUCUUUUUUUAGGCCCAGGCAGGGUGCUUCACAUUUCCUGAAAACAUCACCCUUGGUACUUUCCUCAAGU
Messenger RNA from Staurois parvus, 510 nucleotides. NCBI's taxonomy places the organism in Eukaryota, Metazoa, Chordata, Amphibia, Anura, Ranidae. The record is from the annotation of a GenBank genome assembly.